GAAUAUGAUGCAAUUAAAGCGAAGGAAGAAGCGGAAUUACGGAAGAAGCAAUACGAAGAAAACGUUCGUUUGGGUUUGGUGAAGAAGAAGGGUCGGAAGAGUAAGGCGCAAUUGGAGAAGGAGAAAAAAGCCGAGAGGAAGCGGUUACGACGUGAGAAGAAGGAGCAGAGGAGACGCGAGAAACGUGAACGACGUGAACGUGAAGGUGCUGGUGGUGGUGAUAGUGUUAGUGAGUUGAAGGAGAAGAAGUCAAGGAAAGAGAAACGUGAGAAGAAACGUGAAAAGAAGGAACGAAAGGAGAGAGAACGCAAGGAACGUGAAAAAUUAUUGAAUGAAAAGAAGGAAACGGCCAAUGGUAAUGAGAAAAAGGAACGUAAACCAAGGAAAGCACGCGAUCCGAAUGCACCAAAAAAACCACGACAACCGCUCUUAUAUUCCUAUCCGUUUCCAGGCAAAUGA
This is a messenger RNA of Anisakis simplex (herring worm), 459 nucleotides long. The record is from the annotation of a GenBank genome assembly. NCBI's taxonomy places the organism in Eukaryota, Metazoa, Nematoda, Chromadorea, Rhabditida, Anisakidae.